AUGUCAUUCCUCAAGAACUACAUCGGGUUUGGCGGGGCCGCUCCCGCCCAGGACCAGAAGAACGCCGUCAGAGCCCUGCCUGCAUCAUGGUACACAUCCCAGGAGAUGUAUGAGCUCGAACGUCGCGCCAUCUUCUCCAGGAAAUGGCUCCUGACCACCCACAAGGCCAGGGUGCCUAACCCGGGCGACUGGAUCAAGUACAACGUCGCCGGCUACUCCUUUAUCAUCGUCCAAGACCGCAAGGGCAAGAUCAACGCCUUCCACAACAUCUGCAGACACCGCGCCUUCCCGGUAGUGACCGAGGAUGGCGGUAACAGCUUCAUGUUCUCCUGCAAGUACCACGGCUGGUCCUACGGCCUCAGCGGCAAUCUCGCCAAGGCACCCGGCUACCAGGACCUUGAUGGCUUCGAUAAGUCCAAGAACGGUCUCUUCCCUAUCCAUGUCCACAUUGACCGCAAUGGCUUCGUCUGGAUCAACAUGGAUGCGAACGAACAGCCUGAGGUUCCAUGGAAUGAGGACUUCCUUGGUGUUGACGAGCAGGAGAGAUUCCAGCACUACAACUUCGAGGAUUAUCAGUUCGACCACAGCUGGGAGAUGGAGGGAGAGUACAACUGGAAGAUCCUCGCCGAUAACUACAAUGAGUGCUACCACUGCAAGGUUGCUCACCCCGAUAUCCCCUCCAUUGCCGAUCUCAACUCGUACUACGUCGACACCAAGGACGCGUACAUCCAACACUUUGGCCAGCCUACGGCAGAGCAAAUCGAGAAGGGUUUCCGUGUGGCUGCGACCUACUUCUGGCCCAAUGCAUCCAUGAACGUCUCUCCUCACUUCUUCUUCAUUCAGCGCUUCGUCCCCACAGGGCCUACCACAUCAGUGAUGAGAUACGAGAUCUUCCGCAACGAGAACUCCAGCGACGAGGAUUUCACCGUCAUCAGCGACAUGUACAAGCGCAUCAUGUCCGAGGACAAGUACCUCUGCGCCAACGCCCAGAAGAACAUCAACGCCGGCGUCUUCGUCAACGGCGAGAUGCACCCAGAGAUGGAGAAGGGCCCCCUCUUCUUCCAGCAGCGGGUUCGUGAGAACGUCACGGCGCACUUCAAGAAGGAGCAGCAAAUCGGUGCCCAGAUCUGGCCCGCCCAGCAACAGGUUCCCAAGACCGCCGCGGUAAGCCAAGAAGACGAGAACUUCUGCUCCGCAGUGGACUGCUGCAGGAACAAGAACAAGAUGGACGAGAAGAAACCGCUGUGCUUGGAUGAGGCGAUCGCUUUCUAA
Molecule: messenger RNA, 1272 nt
Organism: Colletotrichum karsti
Lineage: Eukaryota; Fungi; Ascomycota; Sordariomycetes; Glomerellales; Glomerellaceae
Product: Rieske domain-containing protein
Exons: 2
Coding region: 1-1272 (423 amino acids)
Molecular function (GO): iron ion binding; 2 iron, 2 sulfur cluster binding
Source: RefSeq, a predicted model, not a curated record